AGGGAUUUGUUUUGAUUUUUAGCGCCAUCUCUGCAAAAAAGCAAUAGCCUAUAGUGAAACGUAACGUACACAACACCCCAGCGGGCUUGCAUAGUGAUUUAGUUGUCUGUUACCUUUCUCCCGCGAACAAUGGCGUCAAAUUCUCGGGGUGAUGGAGGUGGUAUCAAAAUUUGUUGCUCUGCACAUCCCGACGCUCCUUUGAUUGAGGACUAUCGAGCUGGCGAUCAAAUUUGUUCAGAAUGUGGACUUGUUGUUGGAGACAGGGUUAUUGAUGUGGGUUCCGAAUGGCGAACAUUCAGUAAUGAAAAGGCUAAUGCAGACCCUUCUCGUGUUGGUGGAGCUGAAAAUGCUUUACUAAAUGGGACAGAUCUGUCCACAAUGAUUGGUCCUGGUACUGGCAGUGCCUCUUUUGAUGAGCAUGGUGUGGCAAAGUAUCAAAACAGACGGACUAUGAGCAGUUCUGACCGUGCCCUUGUCAAUGCCUUCAAAGAAAUCAGCAACAUGGCAGACAGGAUCAACCUACCUAGGACUAUUGUCGACAGAGCCAACAAUCUGUUCAAGCAGGUCCAUGAUGGCAAAAAUUUGAAAGGACGUAGCAAUGAUGCCAUUGCCUCUGCAUGCUUAUAUAUUUCAUGCAGGCAAGAAGGUGUCCCGCGAACUUUCAAAGAGAUCUGUGCCGUCAGUAAGAUCAGCAAAAAAGAGAUCGGAAGGUGUUUCAAGCUCAUCCUAAAGGCACUCGAAACCUCAGUCGACAUAAUCACUACAGCCGACUUCAUGUCUCGUUUCUGCUCUAAUCUUGGAUUGCCUACUAUGGUACAGCGAGCAGCAUCGCACAUUGCUCGAAAAGCGGUCGAGCUCGAUAUCGUCCCUGGUCGUUCACCGAUCUCAGUGGCUGCCGCUGCUAUAUAUAUGGCGUCUCAGGCAUCAGACGACAAAUCUAAAAAAACACAGAAGGAAAUUGGUGAUAUAGCUGGCGUGGCCGACGUCACCAUCCGCCAGUCGUACAAGUUGAUGUACCCACGUGCCGCGGAGCUCUUUCCUGAGGAUUUCAGAUUCGCAACCCCCAUUGAGCAACUCCCUCAACUUUAAACGAAGCACAUCAUUUAUUGUGAUUGCUACAGGACCCCCCGAAAAUUUAUCUUUAUCUUUCUUCCCAUCCUUCACACACACACACACUUAUACACUUGAUUCGCCUCGUUUCGGUCCAAAACCCCAUCCGUUUAAACUAGCUUGUAUUGUUGUAUGACGAAUAAUGUCUUCAUCCGUAAAAAAAAAAAAUUCCGCGACACAGGUUUUGAAGAGUGGAUUUUCAUUUUGUUUACAUUUUUACAUUUAGGGCACGGUGUAGCACUUCGGGAGAGAGUGUGAACAACAAACAAACAAAAAGAAAUCUUAACUGUGACUAUAGACAAGAUUUAGGUAUUGCUUUGGAGAAGUGCAAAUGUUUAGCUUUUUGCGAUCGUCGGCUUUGGGUAGUGUCGACGAUUUUUUCUUUCUUUUUGCUUUUCUCCGCCGAAUUUCUACGAUUCCAUUUUGCAGGCACCGCUUGUCCGCGAUGUUGACCAGCCUUUUUCGUCGUCGAGUGGUUUUAAAUUCCUGCUGUAGUUUUGAAAAUGUAUCAGAUCAUCUUCUGUGGUGGUUGAAGCGCCCUAUGUAUCGCUGUGCACCGUUGGAAGUACACGAUUCCUUAUUUUCA
Daphnia carinata is the source of this 1696-nucleotide messenger RNA. It is a transcript of the gene TfIIB, whose product is annotated as transcription initiation factor IIB-like. Bases 130 to 1089 code for a protein of 319 amino acids. Gene Ontology annotation, molecular function: TBP-class protein binding; RNA polymerase II general transcription initiation factor activity. Gene Ontology annotation, biological process: transcription preinitiation complex assembly; transcription initiation at RNA polymerase II promoter. The transcript has 6 exons. Gene Ontology annotation, cellular component: nucleus; transcription preinitiation complex. NCBI's taxonomy places the organism in Eukaryota, Metazoa, Arthropoda, Branchiopoda, Diplostraca, Daphniidae. The record is from RefSeq and is a predicted model, not a curated record.